AUGUCAAGAAUAAGUGGAACGGGUCAUCGACGGAGAAAAGACCUCUGGGAAGAUGAAGAGGACAAUGAACGCAAGCUGACAUUGGACGAUGUCCGCAGUGAAGAAUCCAUUGCUGAAAGCGAGAAAGAUACCCAGAAAGGUUCGAAGAUAGGGGCAAUAGAUGUCGAUGAUGCUCGAAAGUCUUCCAGAGCUGCCUACCUUCAGAAACGUCUCGAAUCUAAGCUUGCAGAACUUGAGGCUGACUUGGAACGUCUAGAGUCUCGCAAUGACCUCAAUGCUAGGGAAGCACAGGAAUACCGAGAAAAGAAAGAGCUUAUCGAAUCCAUUCGAAAUACGAAAGACGUUGAGCAAUUGAAUGAGUAUGAGCUUCCAGGAACAGAUGGCUCCACAUCUCAUGUCGACAGAAAACGGAAGCGUGAUCUACUAUCAGCAAAACAAAGAGAUGAAAGAACAGAAGUGGUGGAUACAAAAAAGAAGUUUCGUUUUGAAAACCAGUGGGAACUUGACCAGUUACGAAAAGCUUCCGAAAUCAAAACCGCAAAUCCAGAUGAAAUUCAAGUUCAGCUGGAUCAGCAGUAUGAGUACGUCUUCGAUGAUUCGCAAUUCAUAGACUUUGCUGAAGAAGACGAGCAGGAAGAAGGGGAUGAUACAGAUGAUGACCCGGUCUCGGUCAAUGCUUCUGCUCGUUCGUCGAUGAAGGAAGUUAGGGAGUCUUUACCGGUGUUUCAACUUCGACAGGAGUUUCUUCAAAAGGUCGAAGAGAACCAGGUACUCAUCGUUGUGGGUGAGACUGGUUCCGGUAAAACUACUCAGCUACCGCAAUACUUAUUCGAGGCCGGAUACACGCAAACAAAGAACGAUAAAGAUCAGGUACAGAAAGUUGGAUGUACACAGCCAAGAAGAGUUGCAGCAACAUCCGUGGCCGCCAGAGUGGCUGAUGAAGUCGGUUGCAAAUUGGGAGACAAAGUCGGCUACAGCAUUCGUUUUGAAGAGAGUACUUCUGAAAAUACGCAUAUCAAGUAUCUCACGGAUGGUAUGCUUCUAAGGGAAUUCCUUACUGAUCCUUUGCUUACAUCCUACAGUGCUCUCAUGAUCGAUGAAGCUCACGAACGCACUGUAUCCACUGAAAUUGUUUUGGGAUUACUCAAAGACAUCAUCAAAGAGCGGAACGAUCUCAAACUCAUAAUUGCUUCUGCCACUAUCAAUGCUUCAAAAUUCUCUGAGUAUUUUGAUGAUGCACCAAUCUUCAAGAUUCCUGGCAGAAGAUAUCCUGUUGAUGUAUGCUACACUAAGAACCCAGAAGCAAAUUAUAUUCAAGCUGCUAUAACGACUAUCUUUCAGAUUCAUACCACUCAAGAGACCUCUGGAGACAUUCUUGUUUUCUUAACCGGACAGGACGAGAUUGAAUCAAUGAAUGAGGCGUUAGUUGAAGCUUGUGAUAAGUUGGGAUCACUGAUAAAAAGGCUAAUAAUUGCCCCAAUCUAUGCUAAUCUUCCGCCAAAACAACAGCAGCAGAUUUUCGAGCCGACUCCACCGGAUGCUCGUAAAGUUGUUCUAGCCACUAAUAUUGCUGAAACUUCCAUCACAAUUGAUGGAAUUAAGUAUGUCAUCGAUCCGGGAUAUGUGAAAGAGAAUGUUUUCAACCCCACUACAGGUAUGGAAAGUCUUGUCGUGGUUCCAUGCUCUAGAGCAUCUGCAGACCAAAGAGCAGGUAGAGCAGGAAGAGUGGGACCAGGAAAGUGUUAUCGUCUCUUUACUAAGUGGUCUUUUUACAAUGAGUUGCAGGCAAAUCCCACUCCUGAGAUCCAGCGUACAAAUCUUAGCACUAUUAUCCUCAUGCUUUUGUCGAUGGGUAUCACUGAUUUAAUGCAUUUUGAUUUCAUGGACCCUCCUUCGUCACAAACCUUAAUCAAAUCCUUUGAGUUACUUUAUGCACUAGGCGCCCUCAACAUGAAAGGUCAAAUCACAGAUAUUGGAAGGAAAAUGGCCGAGUUUCCAAUGGACCCUAUGUUCUGCAAAUGUCUCCUCAAAAGUGCCGAUUUCGAAGUGACUCCAGAAAUCCUAUCCGUUAUGGCACUACUUUCUGAGUCUUCUUCGCUCUUUUUCCGUCCAAAGGACAAAAGAGAACAGGCAGAUAAGAAAAAGGACGCUUUUCGUCAUGACCUAGGUGAUCAUCUUACUCUUCUAAACAUCUGGAACGAGUGGGAAAAUACGGGCUUUUCAAAUAUUUGGGCAGAGGAGAAUUUUCUUCAGUAUCGUACACUUAAAAGGGCCAAGGAAGUUCGGACCCAAUUACAGAGGCUAUGCAAACGGGUGGGCAUCGAUGUAGAGGAAAACAGCCUGUCUAAGUUGGACUAUGAUGAGAAGUUGAAACGGAUACAGAAGGCAUUGGUUUCAGGCUUCUUCCCGAAUGUCGCUAGACUUUCCAAGCUUGGAUCGAGCUACGUUCAAUUGAAACGGAAACUUCCCGUAUUUAUUCACCCAUCAUCUGUGUUGUACCCUUUAAAGCCGCCUCCGAAGUUUGUCUUAUAUCAUGAGUUGGUUCUCACUUCUAAAGAAUACAUGAGGAAUUGCAUGAUAAUUGAAGAGAAAUGGCUUGAUGAACUCGCAAUGCAUUACUAUACAACAAUCAAUCCCGAUUCGAAGGGACAAGAAUAG
This is a messenger RNA of Candidozyma haemuli, 2658 nucleotides long. Its product is annotated as DEAH-box RNA-dependent ATPase. Gene Ontology annotation, molecular function: RNA binding; ATP binding. Lineage: Eukaryota; Fungi; Ascomycota; Pichiomycetes; Serinales; Metschnikowiaceae. The coding region runs from base 1 to 2658 and encodes 885 amino acids. Gene Ontology annotation, cellular component: intracellular anatomical structure; catalytic step 2 spliceosome. The record is from RefSeq and is a predicted model, not a curated record. The transcript has a single exon.